AUGUGGCAGACAGAGGAGCCUGGAUCCAGCCUGGCCUACAGGCCAACAUGGCGAGGAGGAAGAAUGGCCAACAACAUUUCCUGCUCUGUGCAAUCAUACCAAAAAGGCUACACUACAAUUAUUCCUCUGCUUCCUCUGCAUCCUCUGUGUUUUGAUAAUGGGUCUUCUUACGACUGGCUGAGGAAAUCCUCGUUUUUAGCUGCUUCCUCCUCCAAAAACUCCAAGCAACAUAAUGUAAACAUCCUGCAGUGGCACUGGCCUUAUGACAACGUUUUGAAUUUCAGCCAGGACAUCUGCUGGAAACACUUUGGCAUCCCAAACUGUGAAGUGAAGGUUGUGACACAGAGGUCCUUGUUUUCAGAGGCGGACGUGGUGGUGUUCUUUAACCGAGAGCUUAGAAUUAACAAAGAGAAACUUCCCCUAAAGCUUCCCAGACCGCCAGGCCAGAGGUGGGCUUGGAUAUCCAUGGAGGCGUCUGUUCGCAACGGAGACCGGAGACGAUUUGCAGGUUUGUUCAAACUCACUGUGAACUUCAGGAGGGACACAGAUGUUAGCAUACCAUACGGUGGACUUCUACCAGAGGACUCUAAAAAGCCAAUGAAAAACAUCCAAUGGAAAAAAACAGAUCUGGUCUGCUGGGUGGUCAGAAACUACCAAGAGUCCUACAAAAGAAGCCAAGUGUACAAAGAACUCAGCAGUGUCGUCCCUGUGAAGGUCUACGGACAGUGGACAAAUGUUCCUCUUGCACCCAAAAACCUUCUUCCCACCCUGUCUCGCUGCUAUUUCUAUUUAGCCUUCGAGAACACCAUCGCCAAAGAUUACAUCUCUGAGAAGCUGUGGAGGAAUUCUUACCAAUCUGGGGCGGUUCCGGUCGUCCUGGGAGCAUCUGUGCAAGAUUACGAGGUUGUGGCGCCGCCUCAUUCGUUCAUCCACGUUGACCAGUUUGCGUCGGUGAAAGAGCUUGGCAAGUAUCUGCAGCAGCUGGCGGGUGACGUCAAGCACUAUCGCGUGUAUCUGCAAUGGAGGAGAGAGUGGAAGGUGGAAUUGCACAACGACUUGAAGUGGAGACUGUGUCAGAUCUGUUUGCAGUAUCCCAGCUUCCCUCCGUACAAGGUCUACGAUGACCGGGAGGCCUGGGAUAACGCUGUGUAGGAAGAAGGGAGGGAGAGAGAGAGAGAGACAUUCUGCAAUCUUUAGUCAGUCAGAUUAUACCUCCUUUAAAUACAACAACUUUGCAUUUGUGGAAUUAGAACAACAAGUGUGUCUGUUUUCUGCUGUAAAUUGUGAACUUGUAUUUAGUUUCCGUGUUUUGGUUUGUUA
Molecule: messenger RNA, 1320 nt
Organism: Nerophis lumbriciformis (worm pipefish)
Lineage: Eukaryota; Metazoa; Chordata; Actinopteri; Syngnathiformes; Syngnathidae
Product: alpha-(1,3)-fucosyltransferase 7-like
Cellular component (GO): membrane
Molecular function (GO): alpha-(1->3)-fucosyltransferase activity
Source: RefSeq, a predicted model, not a curated record